Canis lupus familiaris (dog) is the source of this 9189-nucleotide messenger RNA. It is a transcript of the gene PCM1, whose product is annotated as pericentriolar material 1. Gene Ontology annotation, biological process: intraciliary transport involved in cilium assembly; cilium assembly; protein localization to centrosome. The record is from RefSeq and is a predicted model, not a curated record. Bases 643 to 7302 code for a protein of 2219 amino acids. The transcript is spliced from 46 exons. Gene Ontology annotation, cellular component: centrosome; centriolar satellite; centriole. Lineage: Eukaryota; Metazoa; Chordata; Mammalia; Carnivora; Canidae.
CCCCGCCCCUCUUCUCCCACCACAAUGAGAUCUAAGAUGGCGGUGGCUGCGGCGGUUGGCGCCGAGUAGCUGAGGUGGAGAAGGCGGCCAUUGGGCCCUAGGCAGCCGGGGAACUUGUGGGCGCUCCUUGCUGCGGUCUCUAAGGUGGCGGGUCGUGGGGCCUGACCGCUACUCUACCUUCGGCAGGAGCGGCGGCUUCGUUUACAGGCAACAGCUUUGAAGCCUGAAGCAGGGAAGGAGCCAUUUCUGAAGUAGUUUAAAACUAGUUUUUAAACAGGUACUUGACCAUCUUAAGCACAGAGAAGAAAUUGAGAAGUUCCUCAAAUGAAACUGACUAAACAACACCUAAAACUAAAUACUUACUCAUUUUCUUCUCAGUUUCCAUUAAAAGUGCUUAAUACACUUGGACACUGUAUGAAGACUUUCAAAACCGUGUACCAGAUAAAGUUAUCUUCCCAUCUCUUUCACUCAGUCUUUCUCCAUCCUGCGCAGUUCCACAUCCAGUGCAAAGCCACAGUCCUCCACGAGGUUAUGUAGAAAUCUCAUUUCUGCUGAUCAUCUCUGCUUCUGAAUGUCUGUUUCUACCAUUCCUCUUUCUGUUUCUCAUCUCUUUGACCCAGAAAAUUAAUUGGUAAAACUAGGAUGGCCACAGGAGGAGGUCCUUUUGAAGAAGGCAUAAAUGAUCAGGAUUUACCAAACUGGAGCAAUGAGGGUGUUGAUGACCGACUCAACAAUAUGGAUUGGGGUGGCCAACAGAAGAAAGCAAAUAAAUCAUCAGAAAAGAAUAAGAAAAAGUUUGGUGUAGAAAGUGAUAAAAGGGUAACUAAUGAUAUUUCUCCGGAGUCAUCACCAGGAGUGGGAAGGCGAAGAACAAAGACUCCACAUUCGUUUCCACAUAGUAGAUAUGUGACUCAGAUGUCUGUCCCAGAGCAGGCCGAACUAGAGAAACUUAAACAGCGGAUAAACUUCAGUGAUUUAGAUCAGAGAAGCAUUGGAAGCGAUUCUCAAGGGAGAGCAACAGCUGCUAACAACAAACGUCAGCUUAGUGAGAACCGAAAGCCCUUCAACUUUUUACCUAUGCAGAUUAAUACUAACAAGAGCAAAGAUGCUGCUAUAAGUCCUCCAAAGAGAGAAAUGAUUGGGUCAACACAAUGUAAAGAGUUGUUUGCUUCCGCUUUAAGUAAUGAUCUUUUGCAAAACUGUCAAGUCUCUGAAGAAGAUGGAAGAGGAGAGCCUGCAAUGGAGAGCAGCCAGAUUGUAAGCAGGCUCGUUCAGAUUCGUGAUUAUAUUACUAAAGCUAGUUCCAUGCGGGAAGAUCUUGUAGAGAAAAAUGAAAGAUCUGCUAAUGUUGAGCGCCUUACUCAUCUAAUAGAUCACCUUAAAGAACAAGAAAAGUCAUAUAUGAAAUUUCUUCAAAAAAUCCUUGCUAGAGAAAAUGAGGAGGAGGAUGUUCGGACUAUAGAUUCAGCUGUGGGAUCUGGUUCUGUAGCUGAGAGCACAUCGCUAAACAUAGAUGUGCAGUCUGAGGCUUCAGAUACCACGGAGGAAUCUUUUAGUCUGAGAAUUCGGCCGUGCAUUGAGGACAAACUAGGGAAUUCAGCUUCACAAGAACAGGUUUCAGACAUUGACGUUACCACAAGUCCAAAAGGGAAAGGUGACAGACCUCCUCAGAGUGACAGGGAACUGAGGCCUGAUAGGAAAUAUAACCGAAAACGUGGAUUUCCCUCAAAGGCCAGAGAUCCUCAGCAGGAGCCUAUGGAAGAGAUAGAAAAUUUGAAGAAACAGCAUGACUUAUUAAAAAGGAUGUUACAACAGCAGGAGCAACUGAGAGCUCUGCAGGGAAGACAGGCUGCUCUUCUUGCUCUGCAGCACAAAGCAGAGCAAGCUAUUGCUGUGAUGGAUGAUUCUGAAAAGGUUGCAGGGACAACACCUGGCCAUCAUACUGUACCGGGCAGCCAGCCAGCUCGCUCUCCUUUUCAUCAGAGAGUACCCUUAAGAGUUGUAACAGAAACUACAGGUAGCGUAUCUGGAGUUAGUAUCACCUCUGAACUAAAUGAAGAAUUGAAUGAUUUAAUUCAGCGUUUUCAUAAUCAGCUUCGUGAUUCUCAGCCUCCAACUGUUCCAGACAAUAGAAGACAAGCAGAAAGUCUUUCAUUAACUAGGGAGGUAUCCCAGAGCAGGAAUCCAUCAGUUUCAGAACACUUACCUGAUGAGAAAGUACAACUGUUUAGCAAAAUGAGAGUAUUACAGGAAAAGAAACAAAAAAUGGACAAACUACUUGGAGAACUUCAUACACUUCGAGAUCAACAUCUGAACAAUUCAUCAUUUGUGCCUUCUUCAGCUUCUCCACAAAGAAGUGUGGAUCAGAGAAGUACAACUUCAGCACCCUCUGCUCCUAUAGGCUUAGCACCAGUUGUCAAUGGAGAAUCCAACAGCUUCACAUCAUCUGUUCCUUAUCCUGUUGCUUCUCUAGUUUCUCAGAAUGAGAGUGAAAACGAAGGACAUCUAAAUCCAACUGAAAAACUCCAGAAGUUAAAUGAAGUUCGAAAGAGAUUGAAUGAACUAAGAGAACUAGUUCAUUAUUACGAACAAACAUCAGAUAUGAUGACAGAUGCUGUAAAUGAAAACACAAAAGAUGAAGAAACUGAAGAGUCAGAAUAUGAUUCUGAACAUGAAAACCCUGAACCUGUUACUAACAUUCGAAAUCCUCAAGUAGCUGCCACUUGGAAUGAAGUAAAUAGUAAUUCUAAUGCACAGUGUGUUUCUAAUAAUAGAGAGGGGAGAUCAGUUAAUUCUAAUUGUGAAAUUAACAACAGAUCUGCUGCCAACAUAAGGACUCUGAACAUGCCUCCUUCUUUAGCAGAUUGUCACUAUAAUAGAGAAGGAGAACAGGGGAUUCAUGGUGCACAAGGUGAAGACGAUGAGGAAGAAGAAGAAGCAGAAGAUGAAGGAGUCAGUGGGGCUUCAUUAACUAGUCAUAGGAGCAGUCUGGUUGAUGAGGCUGCAGAAGACGCUGAAUUUGAACAGAAGAUCAAUAGACUUAUGGCUGCCAAACAGAAAUUAAGACAGUUACAAGAUCUUGUUGCUAUGGUACAGGAUGAUGAUGCAGCAGAUCAUGGAGUUAUCUCUGCCAAUACUUCAAAUUUGGAUGAUUUUUACCCAGCAGAAGAAGACAACAAACAAAGUGCAAAUAAUACUAGAGGAAAUGCCAAUAAAACACAGAAAGAUGCUGGAAUAAAUGAGAAGGCAAGAGAGAAGUUUUAUGAGGCUAAACUACAGCAGCAACAGAGAGAGCUCAGACAAUUGCAGGAAGAAAGAAAGAAACUGAUUGAGAUUCAAGAGAAAAUUCAAGCAUUACAGAAGGCAUGCCCUGACUUACAGCUGUCAGCCACUAGUGCGGGUAAUUGUCCCACAAAAAAAUAUAUCCCAGCUGUUACUUCAACCCCAGUUGUUAAUGGGAAUGAAACCAGUACAAGCAAAUCUGCUUUUGAGCCUGCAGAUCCUUCAGGAGUGGAUAAUGAGCUGUGGUCAGAAAUGCGAAGACAUGAGAUGUUAAGGGAAGAGCUACGGCAGAGAAGAAAGCAGCUUGAAGCACUGAUGGCUGAACAUCAGAGGAGGCAAGGUCUAGCUGAAACUACAUCCCCUCUGGCUGUGUCAUUGAGAAGUGAUGGAUCUGAGAACCUGUGUACGCCUCAACAGAGUAGAACAGAAAAAACCAUGGCAACAUGGGGAGGUUCUACCCAGUGUGCACUAGAUGAAGAAGGAGAUGAAGAUGGUUACCUUUCUGAAGGAGUUGUUCGGACAGAUGAAGAGGAGGAAGAAGAAGAGCAAGAUGCAAGUUCGAAUGAUAACUUUUCUAUGUAUCCUCCUAACAGUGCGAAUCAUAACUCUUACAACAUAAAAGAAACUAAGAAUAGGUGGAAGAAUAGUCGCCCUUUUACAGCAGAUGGAAAUUAUCGUCCUUUAGCCAAGACAAGACAGCAGAAUAUCAGCAUGCAACGUCAGGAAAACCUUCGUUGGAUGUCCGAACUCUCUUACGUAGAGGAGAAAGAACAAUGGCAAGAACAAAUUAAUCAGCUGAAGAAACAACUUGAUUUCAGUGUCAAUAUUUGUCAGACUUUGAUGCAAGACCAGCAGACGCUGUCUUGUCUGCUGCAAACUCUUCUCACAGGUCCUUACAGUGUUAUGCCCAGCAAUGUAGCUUCUCCUCAAGUACACCUUAUAAUGCACCAGUUGAAUCAGUGCUAUACUCAGCUAACAUGGCAACAGAAUAAUGUGCAAAGGUUGAAACAAAUGCUAAAUGAACUUAUGCGCCAACAGAAUCAGCACCCAGAAAAACCUGGAAGCCAGGAAAGAGGCAGUAGUGCACCACAGCCUUCUUCUCCCAGUUUAUUUUGUCCUUUCAGCUUUCCAUCACAGCCUGUAAAUCUAUUUAACCUACCCGGGUUUACUAAUUUUUCAUCAUUUGCACCAGGUAUGAAUUUUAGCCCUUUAUUUCCUUCUAAUUUUGGAGAAUUUUCUCAGAAUAUUUCUACACCUACUGAACAGCAGCAACCAUUAGCCCAGAAUUCUUCAGGGAAAACAGAAUAUAUGGCUUUUCCAAAACCUUUUGAAAGCAGUUCUUCUAUUGGAGCAGAAAAACAAAGGAAUCAAAAACAGCCUGGAGAGGAGGUGGAAAACAGUAGGACAGCGUGGUUAUAUGACCAAGAAGGUGAAGUAGAAAAACCAUUUAUCAAGACUGGAUUUCCAGUGUCUGUAGAGAAAACUACAAAUAGUAAUCGCAAAAAUCAAUUAGAUACCGGCCGAAGAAGACGCCAGUUUGAUGAAGAGUCAUUAGAAAGCUUUAGCAGUAUGCCUGAUCCAGUAGAUCCGACAACAGUAACCAAAACAUUCAAGACGAGAAAAGCAUCUGCACAGGCCAGCCUAGCAUCUAAAGAUAAAACUCCUAAAUCAAAGAGUAAGAAAAGGCAUUCUGCUCAACUAAAAAGCAGAGUUAAAAAUACUGGGUAUGAAAGUGCCAGUGUGUCUAGCACAUGUGAACCUUGCAAAAGUAGGAACAGACAUUCAGCCCAGACUGAAGAGCCUGUUCAAGCAAAAGUAUUCAGCAGAAAGAAUCUUGAGCAGCUGGAAAAAAUAAUAAAAUAUAGUAGGUCUACAGAGAUAUCUUCAGCACAUGCUAGGAGAAUACUACAGCAGUCUAACAGAAAUGCAUGCAAUGAAGCACCAGAAACUGGGAGUGAUUUUUCCAUGUUUGAAGCUUUGCGGGAUACUAUUUAUUCUGAAGUAGCUACAUUAAUUUCUCAAAAUGAAUCUCAUCCACAUUUUCUUAUUGAACUCUUCCAUGAACUUCAGCUACUUAAUACAGACUACUUGAGACAAAGGGCUUUAUAUGCAUUGCAGGACAUAGUAACCAGACAUAUUUCUGAGAACCAUGAAAAAGAAGGAGAAAAUGUAAAGUCAGUGAAUUCUGGUACUUGGAUAGCAUCAAACUCAGAGCUUACCCCCAGUGAAAGCCUUGCUACCACUGAUGAUGAAACUUUUGAGAAGAACUUUGAGAGAGAAACACAUAAAAUAAGUGAGCAAAAUGAUGCUGAUAAUGCUAGCGUCAUGUCUGUAUCUUCAAAUUUUGAGCCUUUUGCAACAGAUGAUCUAGGUAACACUGUGAUUCACUUAGAUCAGGCAUUAGCCAGAAUGAGGGAAUACGAGCGUAUGAAGACUGAGGCUGAAAGUAGCACAAAUAUAAGAUGCACCUGCAGAAUUCUUGAGGAUGAGGAUGGUGCUGCCGCCACAAGUAUGGUUACUAAUUUAGAAGAAACUCCUAUUGAAAAUCAUGGUUCACAACAACCUGUAAGUGAAGUUUCUACUGUUCCAUGUCCUAGAAUUGAUACUCAGCAGCUGGACCGGCAAAUUAAAGCCAUUAUGAAAGAAGUCAUUCCUUUUUUGAAGAUCCUCAGAUGGAUAGAAUCGCUGAUUUACAUACUGGUCAUUGGGAGGAAAAAAACAAGACUUUCAGAAUUUCCUCAGAUUUUGGAGCACAUGGAUGAAGUAUGCUCUUCUCAACUUCUAACUUCAGUAAGGCGUAUGGUUUUGACCCUCACCCAACAAAAUGAUGAGAGCAAAGAAUUUGUGAAGUUCUUUCAUAAACAACUUGGAAGUAUAUUACAGGAUUCACUGGCAAAAUUUGCUGGCAGAAAACUGAAAGACUGUGGAGAAGAUCUUCUUGUAGAGAUAUCUGAAGUGUUGUUUAAUGAAUUGGCUUUCUUUAAGCUCAUGCAAGAUUUGGAUAAUAAUAGUAUAACUGUUAAACAGAAGUGCAAAAGGAAAAUAGAAGCAGCUGGAGUGAUACAGUCUUAUGCCAAAGAGGCCAAAAGGAUUCUUGAAGGAGAUCAUGGCUCACCUGCUGGAGAAAUUGAUGAUGAAGACAAAGACAAGGAUGAAACUGAAACAGUUAAGCCGACUCAGACAUCUGAGAUAUAUGAUGGUGAUGGUCCCAAAAAUGUGAGAUCAGAUGUUUCUGAUCAAGAGGAAGAUGAAGAAAGUGAAGAAUGUCCGGUGUCUAUUAACUUGUCCAAAGCUGAAACUCAGGCUUUGACUAAUUAUGGAAGUGGAGAAGAUGAGAAUGAGGAUGAAGAAAUAGAAGAAUUUGAAGAGGGACCUGUGGAUGUCCAGACGUCACUUCAGGCUAACACUGAAGCUACAGAAGAAACUGAACACGAUGAUCAGGUACUACAACAUGACUUUGAAAAAUCAGGAGAAAGCAAAAAUGUCCCAUCAGAACAAGAUCCCACUACUAGUAAAGGCAAGAAAUAUGACCAAGAUAGUACUCCUGUGAAACCCUGUUACCUCAAUAUCUUGGAAAAUGAGCAGCCUUUGAAUAGCGCUGUCCAAAAAGACUCUCUGACUACCAUCGAUUCAUCUAAACAGCCUAACCCUUUGCCUUUACCUUUACCUGAAAUCGAAACCUUGGUGCCUACAGUCAAAGAAGUUAAAUCUGCUCAAGAAACUCCUGAAAGCUCUCUGGCUGGAAGUCCUGAUACUGAAUCUCCAGUGUUAGUGAAUGACUAUGAAGCAGAAUCUGGUAACAUAAGUCAAAAAUCUGAUGAAGAAGACUUUGUGAAAGUUGAAGAUUUACCACUUAAACUGACAAUAUACUCAGAGGCAGAUCUAAGGAAGAAAAUGGUAGAAGAGCAAGAGAAAAACCAUUUAUCUGGUGAAAUACUAUGUGAAAUGCAGACCGAAGAAUUAGCUGGGAAUUCUCAGACACUAAAAGAACCUGAAACAGUGGGAGCCCAAAGCGUAUGAGAGGUCUUCAGAAGCUCAUCUAACUCGCUUUACAUAGUCAAUGCAUAUAUGAACUUGGCACUAAAUAAACAUCUGUUUUGAUCUGUAUAAAGAUGUAAAUUAGUUUGACACUGCAUUCUUGAUAGGUGUGCUAAUUUCUGCCCGUGGCAGUUUAAAACAUCAGAAACUGAAUUCUGGACAGAUUCCAGCCUUGAUACACUCUGGGGUUUUCUUCUUUCUUUCCUUUUUUUAAAAAUUUUUCUGUCGAUUUUUUUUUCCCCUUCCUUUGUGAUGUUUGGUAUCGUUAAAUUUAAGAUGUAGUUUUAAAUAAAGUUUGGACUUCUCUGUAAAGUACUUUUUUUGGAAAUUAUGUUGAAUUCUAUACAGUAAGUCACCCUUCUAUAUGAUUCGGAUAUUCAGAGAAGAGCAAGAGUUAGAGAAAUACAGAAUUUAGUAAGACCAGCCAUUAGACCAGGCUUCCAAAUAGUGUCAGUGUUGCUGCUGCUGGGUCUAGACACCUGCAUGUCUUAUUCUUGUGCAAGAACAGGCAAGUUAUAAAGGUAUCCAGGACAUUGGUGAAGUUAUAGCAUAUAAAUAUUCUGUUCAAAUUGGAUGUUUAGAACACAUGUCCUUAUCAGAUAAGUAUUUUCCAGAAUUCAGUUCCUAUCUAUGUUGCCACGGUCUUUAAAAAAAAAAAAAAAAAAAAAAAAGUUAUAUAAUUAGGGAGUAUUUCUGCACAAACAAGUAACACUGUGAUAAAUUUUACAUGAAGAACCAAACCCUCUCAAGUAGGGAUUUACAGAACUAAGUUUUAUGUACCAGAAUGUUAAGGCUCUAUAUGUCUUCAGACAAGCUUGCCUUUUGAGAUGGUAAUUUUAAGACCAAAGCAUAGCAGUUGAUUAUGUGUGUGGUGAGAGAGAAGCAGAUUUGCAAAUGAAGUACUAAGCAAUGAAUAUGUAUGGAAUUUCUUCAUCACCAAGUAACUCAGUUUUUCAAAAGUGAAUUAUCUUUAGAUUUGCAAACUUGCAAUAUACCCAACUAAGGCUUCACAGCCAGUUAACAAUUCAGUCAUAUAGGUUUUUUGUUGAAUAAAAUAUGAAGAAUUAGUUUCAGUUAGUGGUCUUUAAAAUUUAUUAACAAUUUACUGAAAUACCCAAAGAAUUUGGUUGGUAUUCCUUCAAAAUUUUUAUUUGCUGUAUACUUCAGUGUAAAAUUAUAAUGCCCAGUCAGGGAGUGUUAAAUGAGGAUUUCCCUUUAAGGACAUUUACUAUAUUGCUAAUUAUGUGAAGUAUAGCUCUCCCAACAUUAAUUUAAAAACCUAUUCAGAUAACCAUUCAGAAUCAGGAAUUCUUACCCAGUUUGACUCCUGGGAAGCUGAAACAAAUUAGAUUAUAUGUAUACUUAAGUUUCUAUACAUGUAUGUUUUCUAGACUCUGAACAAAAAGGGGAGAAUUUCAUGUUGACAUUCAAACCAAGCCUUACGCAUAUUAUGGCUGUGUCUCUCUACCUGCAGAUUAAAGUGCGAUCCAGUGGAAGACCAGUCCUAUCGGAGUUAUUUUCCUAGCACCUGUGACUUGUGUUACAGUUGCUGUCAUCUUCUCUUUUUUAUUUUAGAAGAUAAUUCAGUUUUAAAAUCUCUGGGGCUGAAGAUCAGAUAACUUGUUUGACCCUUUCCUUAGUAAUUGUUGCUCAAAGUUUAGGCAAUAAAUAUUCCUAUUCGUUAAUGUUUAGGUUGAAAAUCUGGUUAUAGAUAAAAGAGGAAGAAAAGGUGAAAAUGAGAGAACCUUAUGCAGGUUGAGAGAAUGCUUAAAAUAGCUCACCAGACUGUGCAGGUACUCUUUGUAUUUUGUAACAUUCACUUUGCAUAGCUGCUUUUUCACUGUUAAUAAAUGUAUAUCCUCCAUACAA